This is a messenger RNA of Caenorhabditis sp. 36 PRJEB53466, 1415 nucleotides long. The record is from the annotation of a GenBank genome assembly. Lineage: Eukaryota; Metazoa; Nematoda; Chromadorea; Rhabditida; Rhabditidae.
AUGCGUAUUUUCCCGCCGCUUUUCUACACAUAUCUCCUUCCGAUCAUCACGAGCGCUUUCGAGAUUCAUCCAAAAGAGGAGUUGAGGUGGUGAACAUUUUGAUAUUGUGCGAUUCUAUAAAACGGGCCAUUCAGGAAGUGCUUCUCGUGCUCCGUCUUCACAUUCAUCAACUCAAAGUUGGUGUGCGCGAAUCCGUCGUUUUGCGAAUCCGAUUUCUGCUAUUCAUGUGAGUCUUCUGACGCUUUUCAUGGAUCUGAAGUUCAGAUUCUGAAGAAAAGUCAUAAUCCUCUUGAAGAACCAAGAGUUUUGACACUGACCCACUUUUCGUGCCUUGACGCACUCUCGGUGUCUUGUCCUAUCCAAUCCUUGUGCGUUUUCAGAUCUUCUCUCCGAUGGUCGUUCCAUGUUCCUUUCUGGAUGUGCUGAAGAUGUGUCAGACUACAGUAUACGGUAAGAAAUUCACUGUGGCCUAGAAUCCGAAGGGAAAAGUUCUGCCACCGAACCAACAAUAGUAAGGGUAGAUAACCAGCCAAAAGAAUUGCUUUGAAACCUUGAAAUCUCGAAACAUAUGGCCCGGAGCUCGUGCAAAACCUAGUAAUUUCAGAACGUACGACGACGAUUUGAUGUGCCACACGCGCGGCCACGUGGGUCUUUGCGUGUGCUCCAGCUCCCAACAAAGUUGCCACGACCUCUGGCCGAACCCGAAAGCGCCAAGAAACCUGACGACGCACAUCAAAUGGAUCGACACCGAUGUCAAUCAGAUCAACGCCAUUUCUCACGUGAGUUGUGAUCGAUACAGUAACCCCCAAGGGCUACUGUUGCUUUGUACACAUUACGAUGUUCCAAAAUGACGGUCCCGCUAAUUUUUUUGCAGAGAGUUACCGGUUUUGCGGCGGACUACGCUCGAAACCGCGUCGGCCAAAUGCGAGUGGAACAUUUUCCCGAGCAGUUUCCAGGAAUCCCAUUGGCCGGAGCCAAUCAGUUUCAGCACAAUAUUGUAGCUUCGAUUGUUCUUCUGACACCAUUCUGUUUAGAACUUUUCUGAUAGUUAACGUUGACUCUCAUUCAUUUUCAUGUCAAAACGGGACACACUUCUUCGACGAUUGUACAAUGUAAUGUAAAGAUUGUGGUAGUGAUUAUCUCGAAAAGUGUGGUCAACUGAAAGAAUUUCGAGUUGAAGAUAUUGUCUGUUAGGUAGAUUUGUAGAUUUGUAAAGACGUGCUAAAAGUGGCCGAAGCGCUUCUGAAUCCGAUCGGAGAGGACGACGACGACUUUGAGUGCAACUGGAUCUUGGACAGGAACUUGCAGGUAAGCGUGACCUAAGAAUUUAACUGAUUUUACCCUUCCAGGUCGGUUUGAUGGUUGUUGACACUGCCUACAAUCGCUAUCCAACUCUCGAAAAGGAUCAGUUCUGA